Molecule: messenger RNA, 523 nt
Organism: Tribolium castaneum (red flour beetle)
Lineage: Eukaryota; Metazoa; Arthropoda; Insecta; Coleoptera; Tenebrionidae
Exons: 2
Coding region: 131-454 (107 amino acids)
Source: RefSeq, a predicted model, not a curated record
GCCAUUUCCUCCUUCCGCCAAUUAUGAUUCAAAUUGCACAAGUCGAUAUUUACAAGCUAAGCAAAAACACGACCCAAUUAAGCAUUUCCAUCCACUAAUUACGUGUUUUGCGAUAAGUCAAGUUGGAAGAAUGGGCUGUAAAAUAAGUUUGGUGUUUCUUUUGAUAAUUGCGCUAAUUGCGGUGAUUAACGCGUCAAUUCCGCCCACCGCCAGCCAAAUCCACGCAAAAUUAAACGCCCAACACCUGCUGAACACCCUCCACCGCCAGAUCAAAGCCAAAGAAGCGGAAAUGCAAAACGCCGAGACCAUCAACCGCAACUUCGAACGCAUGAUCCAACUGGUGAACAUUUUAGGCCAGGUUGAUAACUUCCUAACCGAACGGACGAAAAACGUGAUCAAAAAACUGGCCUUGUUGGUCGAGGACGAGGAGAAAUUCGCCAGCAGUGAGGACUAGCAAACAAUUUUGUACUUUUUCAUUCAUUAAAUAAAGAAAGUUGGCUAAUUAAGUGAAAACGCACAACAA